Molecule: messenger RNA, 1419 nt
Organism: Talaromyces rugulosus
Lineage: Eukaryota; Fungi; Ascomycota; Eurotiomycetes; Eurotiales; Trichocomaceae
Exons: 2
Coding region: 1-1419 (472 amino acids)
Biological process (GO): lipid metabolic process
Molecular function (GO): oxidoreductase activity
Source: RefSeq, a predicted model, not a curated record
AUGUCUUCUACCGCCGUCCCAAAGAAGCCUGUUGCGCUGAAGCGCAACCUGCCCACCGAGUCGUCGGUGGCCAGCUCGGCCUCGGUCUCUCCCAUGGAAAGCCCGCGCCAGUCGCCCUCGACCACCUCUUUGUCGUCGCUCGCCUCGGACCAGGAGGCGACCAAGGGCUCCAAGAUGACCGACACUCUCGGAAACGAAUUCGCCCUCCCCGAUUAUACCAUCAAGCAGAUUCGCGACGCCAUCCCCGCCCACUGCUAUGAGCGCUCCGGUGCCACUGGCUUGUACUAUGUCUUUCGCGAUUUGGUCCUCCUCGGCACCACCUUUUAUCUGUUCCACAAUUACGUGACUCCGGAGACGGUGCCUGACGUGUAUGCUCGUACGGGACUGUGGACUCUGUAUACCGUUUUGCAGGGUCUUUUCGGUACUGGAUUGUGGGUGUUGGCUCACGAGUGCGGUCACCAGUCGUUCUCGCCGUCCAAGGUGCUCAACGAUACCGUGGGAUGGGUCUGCCACUCGCUCCUACUUGUGCCUUACUUUUCGUGGAAGAUUUCUCACGGAAAGCACCACAAGGCUACCGGAAACCUCAGCCGUGACAUGGUGUGGAUUCCCAAGACACGCGAGCAAUUCGCUUCCGGCCUCGGCAAGACUAUCCAUGAAAUCAACGAGUUGGUGGAGGAGACCCCCAUCGCCACUAUUUUGCACCUUGUUGGUCAGCAAUUGUUUGGAUGGCCAUUGUACAUCUUGACCAACGUCACCGGACACAACAACCACGAGCGUCAACACGAGGGCCGUGGCAAGGGCAAGCAGAAUGGCUUUUUUGGAGGCGUGAACCACUUCGUCAUGAGCAGCCCCCUGUACGAGGCCAAGGACGCCAAGCUCAUCCUCCUGAGUGAUCUGGGACUGGCCAUUGUCGGUGCUGCUCUGUACUAUUUGGGUACCAACUUUGGCUGGAUGAACUUGCUUGUGUGGUACGGCAUUCCCUACCUUUGGGUCAACCACUGGCUUGUUGCCAUCACCUUCUUACAGCACACCGACCCCUCUCUGCCUCACUAUCAAAACGAGGUCUGGAACUUCACCCGCGGUGCCGCCGCCACCAUCGACCGUGAGUUUGGCUUCGUUGGUCGCCAGCUGCUCCACGGAAUCAUCGAAACCCACGUACUCCACCACUAUGUCAGCACCAUCCCCUUCUACCACGCCGACGAGGCCACCGAGGCCAUCAAGAAGGUCAUGGGCAAGCACUACCGCAGCAACACCGAGGGCGGCUCUCUGGGCUUUUUGUCGGCCAUGUGGACCAACGCGCGCAUGUGCCAGUGGAUCGAACCCAACGAAAACGCCCAGGGUGAGAGCAAGGGCGUCAUGUUCUACCGCAACCGCAACGGCCUCGGCGCUCCUCCAGCCAAGCUUGUCCAGGCGUCAUAA